Messenger RNA from Malus domestica (apple), 1304 nucleotides. RefSeq lists its product as uncharacterized. The record is from RefSeq and is a predicted model, not a curated record. NCBI's taxonomy places the organism in Eukaryota, Viridiplantae, Streptophyta, Magnoliopsida, Rosales, Rosaceae.
AGCAGCUUCGUUUACUAUUAGCUCUCCCCCUUUCUAUCUAAUCUUUACGAUCCCCCCCCUUUUUUUUUAUUUCCGUGUUCAAAUUCUGUUGCCCGGUUCAGAUUUUCGGAGCUCAAUUUUGGAAUCAAUGAAAGGGGUGAAAGGGAAGUUGAUGAAGAAGUUGAAGUCAAUCGGACCGAUUGGAAUUGGGUACCUGAAACCGCAAGAUCGAGUUCUUCAGGUAAAUGCAUCGGAUGGAUAUGCGGAUUCAAAUCUCAACAUUCAGACCCAUAAUUUCAUUUCAAAAGAAACGGAGCAGCAGGAGAAGAUCAAACAGUUAGAGAAGAAUGUGACGGAGCUAGAGCCUGACAUUAUCGAUGUCACCGAGCUUAUGAGAGACCUGGAUGAUGAAGAAGAGUCGGAGCCCGAUGGCGAUUAUAUCGACAUCAACGACAAGGAAAACGUUAGGCCUAAAACGAAGGAGAAACACCGAGUAGAGGGCAACAACAAUUGGGUUAAAACAGAGUCAAAUUUGGAGGAAAACAGAGCUUCUAAAGCUUCAGAAAAUCGAAGAGAGACCCCUUUGUCGCAGAUUGACAUCUCGUCUUUCCGGAGACCGGACUUAAACUCCGGUAGCCUCUUCGACCCGAACCUACUGUUAGCCUUUCAGCAAGCGGUGAUGGAAUAUAUGAGGUUUACUUCAAAUGAAGACAUAGAAUCCAAUUUUGUAGAAGCGCCAGAUCCCGAGCCAGAGCAAGAGCCGCCCUCAAAUAAAGACCCUCUAUUAGGCUUCGAAGAAAAGUGUCCGCCUGGUAGUUUGGAAUCAUCGGUAGUUCUCUACACUACAACCCUUCGGGGGAUUCGAAAGACUUUUGACGAUUGCAACAGCGUUCGAUUUCUUUUAGAGAGUUUUUGGGUUGUGUUCUACGAGCGAGAUGUGUCAAUGCACAUGGAAUUCCGACAAGAGCUUUGGAAGAUUUUGGAUUGCAAAGCAGUGCCUCCAAAUCUUUUCAUAAAGGGGAGAUAUAUCGGGGGAGCAGAGGAGGUCUUGACACUUCACGAGCAAGGAAAGCUCAAGCCGCUCUUUGAAGGAGUGCCGAUGGAUCGGUCCAUUGGCCCCUGUGAAGCUUGUGAUAGAGUUCGGUUUGUGAUUUGCUUCCGAUGCAGUGGGAGCUGCAAGCUCGUUGCCGAUGAGGGGCAGCCGGAUAAGUGCCCCGAGUGUAACGAAAAUGGGUUGAUUAUUUGCCCCUUGUGUUGCUGAACAAACUUGAAAUCUUGAUUCUUGUUGUAAUGUAUGUAACUUGAAAUUUUUUAUUCUUUGAAUU